AUGUCUGCAGUCAAGGGCACGCAGUUGCAAUCGCCUCCUGCGGCUCCAACAAACAUUCAGAUGCCGCCUUCGGAGCCGGGACUUGCGCAACGGCCGCAAUCUGUACCUCCCCAACAAUUCGUCGAGCUUCGAGAGUGGAUUUCACAGCCCGUCGUGGCGGCAUUCUGCGGUGGCGGAGUUGCCGGCGCUGUAUCCAGAACAGUCGUCUCGCCUCUUGAACGGUUGAAGAUCUUGCUGCAGAUCCAGAGCGCCGGGCGAGAUGCGUACAAGUUGUCAGUCGGUCAGGCCCUGGGCAAGAUGUGGAGAGAAGAGGGUUGGAGAGGCUUCAUGCGCGGCAACGGGACCAAUUGCAUUCGUAUUGUGCCCUAUUCUGCUGUGCAGUUUAGCAGCUACAACUUUUACAAACGGAACAUUUUCGAAACGUACCCGGGACAAGAUCUGGCGGCGUUGACACGUCUCGUGUGCGGUGGUAUCGCGGGCAUCACAUCCGUCGUCUUUACGUAUCCGCUUGAUAUUGUUCGAACGAGAUUAUCUAUUCAGACAGCCAGUUUCGCCGAGCUGGGACAGAAACCCGCCAAGAUGCCUGGCAUGUGGGCUACCUUGGCUCACAUGUACAAAACUGAGGGCGGUAUACCGGCACUCUACCGUGGCAUCCUCCCGACAGUCGCCGGUGUGGCGCCAUAUGUCGGUCUCAAUUUCAUGGUUUACGAAUCAGUGAGGAAAUACCUUACGUACGAGGGGGAACAGAACCCCAGUGCCGGGAGAAAGUUGUUGGCCGGUGCUAUAUCCGGUGCAGUUGCGCAGACAUUUACCUAUCCCUUUGACGUUCUUCGAAGACGGUUCCAAAUAAACACCAUGUCUGGUAUGGGUUACCAGUAUAAAGGCAUCAUAGACGCCAUCAGGGUCAUAGUUGGCCAAGAAGGCAUUCGGGGACUCUACAAAGGCAUAGUCCCCAAUCUCCUCAAGGUCGCUCCCAGCAUGGCUUCCAGCUGGUUGAGUUUUGAAAUGACACGCGACUUCUUGGUCAGCGUGAAGCCCGAAGUGAGCCAACAGGCCCUGUAA
Messenger RNA from Ustilaginoidea virens, 1062 nucleotides. RefSeq lists its product as uncharacterized. Gene Ontology annotation, biological process: transmembrane transport. The record is from RefSeq and is a predicted model, not a curated record. Bases 1 to 1062 code for a protein of 353 amino acids. NCBI's taxonomy places the organism in Eukaryota, Fungi, Ascomycota, Sordariomycetes, Hypocreales, Clavicipitaceae. The transcript is spliced from 4 exons.